CUCUCGGCCGCGUACGCUGCCCUCGCAGUAGAGCUCACAAAGCACGAGAUCAGGUCUAUCGGCGGCUACUCGCUCGGGAGGGUCAUCGGCGAGGGUCCGUCCUCUCUCUUCUUACUCUCACUCGUCGCGACCGAGUCGUCCAUCUACCUCGUCACCGAGCUGUGCUCGGGCGGCGAGCUGUUCGACUACCUCGUCGAGCAGUGCGCCCCGCCCGCCGGCACCGGCGGCCUCGCCCUCGCCGAGACGCGCCGCAUCUUUGGCCAGCUCGUCCUCGGCGUCGCCUACCUCCACAGCGAGGGCGUCGUCCACCGCGACCUCAAGCUCGAGAACGUCCUCCUCGACGAGAACGUCAACGUCAAGAUUGCCGACAUGGGCUUCGGCCGCGAGUUUGAGCGCGGCAGGUGGCUCGAGACCAAGGUCGGCACUCUCGGCUACACGGCGCCAGAGAUCGUUGCCGGCAGCCGCUACCUCGGCGAGCAGGUCGACAUCUGGUCCCUCGGCGUCAUCCUGUACGCGCUCCUGACCGGGUCCCUCCCGUUCGACGACGACGACGAGUCGGUCAUGCGCUCCCUCAUCCUCGCGGGUCGCUACGCCGUCCCGGCCUUCCUCGACCCGGACGCGUCCGACCUCGUCCAGCGCAUCCUCGUCGUCGACCCGCUGCGGCGCCCGUCGCUCCGCGACAUCCUCGCGCACCCGUUCUUCACGAGGGUGCCCGGCCCGUCCUCGCCGCCGACGACGACCGCGCGCGGGCCUGCCCCG
This is a messenger RNA of Rhodotorula graminis WP1, 759 nucleotides long. RefSeq lists its product as uncharacterized. The transcript has 3 exons. Gene Ontology annotation, biological process: protein phosphorylation; intracellular signal transduction. The record is from RefSeq and is a predicted model, not a curated record. The annotation marks the transcript as partial. Gene Ontology annotation, molecular function: ATP binding; protein serine/threonine kinase activity. Gene Ontology annotation, cellular component: cytoplasm. Lineage: Eukaryota; Fungi; Basidiomycota; Microbotryomycetes; Sporidiobolales; Sporidiobolaceae.